AGUCAAUGCGCAAUUUUGAUAGGGGGAAGAUGAGUUUGAGAGACGAGUGAUUAAGGAGAGAAUGACGGAAGCUUGCAUCCGAACCGCCGUAGACGCCAUACACUCCUCUCCAUAUCAAGCCGUUCUCUAUCUUGCUGGUGGAGCUUCUCAGGCUCUAGGUUUAUUGCUAUCUGUUCCCGGUGCUUCAAAUACUGUCCUCGAAGCUGUGGUUCCUUACUCUAGAAUGUCUUUGAUCCAGUUACUUGCCAAGAUUCCAUCCCAAUUUUGUAGUCAACAGACUGCUGAAGAUAUGGCUUUAUUGGCUUAUAAUCGCGCCCUUAAACUCUCCACUCCAGGAUCCCCGGUUGUUGGUGUGGGCUUCACUGGUUCUUUGGCGAGCAGUCGCCCAAAGCAUGGGGAACACAGAUUUUAUAUGUCAACAAGGACAGCUGACCGACUUUGGAUAUCAAGAGUGACCUUGACCAAGGGGCUUCGUACUCGAGAAGAAGAAGAUAGAGUUUCGAGUCAUCUUUUGCUCAAGGCUAUUGCAAAUGCAUGUAAGGUUCCUUUAAACGCUGUUCCGGGGAUGAGUGAAUCAGAUGUAUCUGAUGAAUGUGAAAAGCUAUUCAAUGAAGAUCAAGAGUUAGAACAACUUAUUAACGGUCAAAUAUGCUUCAAGAUUUAUCCAUUUAGAAGUGAGAUACCAGCACAAAGGAAAAUAAUACUGCCUGGUUCCUUCAAUCCCUUACAUGAUGGGCAUCUCAAGCUCAUGGAAGUAGCAACUCGCAUUUGUGGUGAUGGGUAUCCAUGCUUCGAAAUAUCUGCGGUCAAUGCAGACAAACCUCCAUUAUCAGUGUCUCAGAUUAAAGAUCGCGUCAAACAAUUUGAGAAAGCUGGACAGACAGUAAUUAUAUCAAAUCAGCCUUAUUUUUAUAAAAAGGCUGAACUUUUUCCGGGCAGUGCUUUUGUAAUUGGUGCUGACACAGCAGUGAGGCUUGUUAAUCCUAAAUACUAUGAUGGGGACUACAACAAGAUGCUGAAGAUACUUAUUGGUUGUAAAGAAACUGGAUGCACCUUCCUUGUGGCUGGUCGGAAUGUAGACGGUGUAUUUAAGGUUCUUGCGGAUUUGAAUGUUCCAGAGGAACUAAAUGACAUGUUCAUCUCCAUUCCAGCUGGACAGUUCCGCAUGGACAUAUCCUCUACCGAGAUAAGAAAAAAAAGCGGGAUGUAAAUAUUUUUAUGGAUGAAAUCACUUCCUUCCAUGGAGCACAAAUUUGCAUGAUAAAAGUCGCAAGCUCUGUCUUAUAGAAUUUGCAACAUUCACAAUUACAGGAGGUACAGUUUUCAGACCCAAGAUUUAUGUUUGUCGAACUAUCAUUUUCAUUGUUGUUUAUUAAAGAGGAGUCAUGUACGUGUCGGAGACAUCAAAUACUCAUGUACAAAUAUAAGGGUGUUCCCAUUCUUGAAUUUCAGUCAAUUAAGAUCACUGUAUUUUAAAGUCAA
Vicia villosa (hairy vetch) is the source of this 1482-nucleotide messenger RNA. RefSeq lists its product as uncharacterized. Gene Ontology annotation, molecular function: nicotinamide-nucleotide adenylyltransferase activity; ATP hydrolysis activity. The transcript has 12 exons. The coding region runs from base 62 to 1210 and encodes 382 amino acids. Lineage: Eukaryota; Viridiplantae; Streptophyta; Magnoliopsida; Fabales; Fabaceae. The record is from RefSeq and is a predicted model, not a curated record. Gene Ontology annotation, cellular component: cytoplasm; nucleus.